Boeremia exigua is the source of this 948-nucleotide messenger RNA. RefSeq lists its product as uncharacterized. Lineage: Eukaryota; Fungi; Ascomycota; Dothideomycetes; Pleosporales; Didymellaceae. The record is from RefSeq and is a predicted model, not a curated record. The transcript has 2 exons. Bases 115 to 747 code for a protein of 210 amino acids.
AUUGAUACCACACCAUUAAAACCUUCGAUCCAGUCUGUGAUGCACAAAAUUGCUGGCCCUGAGAAACUACCCCACCACAAACUUUCCCACUACGUCACACUACAUCGAUAGCUCAUGCCCCGCGAUUCCAAUACAUACCGUGUAAAAAGCAAUCCACGUCGCCAAAAGGCAACAAAAGCAAGCGUCGUCAAGUGCAUCGCAUGUAAACACACACUGCGCCAAAUCUCGAAAAGCAACACCACGCAUGCGGUAUCACUUCCGCUUCCAGCUCCUCAUCCAUUCCACAGAUCCCCGCGCGGUGACACAUCGCGGGACUUUCUGGGCCGCAAGCGAGCCACGGCACAGCAGCCACACACACGUAUAAAAUUCGGAUGCGCGCCGCAGCAUGGAGCACGGCGAGACGCGUUGGCUGGGCCGGGUGUUGACGGGAUCCAGGCCCCGGAGAUUCUUCGGAGAGGCGAUCGGGCGAUCACGGCCGAGGAGUGCUGUUUAUCUGAUCUGUGGGGGACGAAGGCUCCGCUCGUGGGAUGGAUGAUUGUUCCUUUGACAGUGGGAUUGUCUUACGGCGGGAACAAAAUACACGUGCGAUAUCGGAACAAUGUCGUACUGGCGCUGUCUUUACCUUUGAUAUUUGUCGCUGAUAAUACCUAUUCAUCAAUGUUUAGGUUGUUCAAACAUUGCAAUACAGGUCCAACAACAUUGUCGACUUCCAUGUCACUCUGGCUUGCACACUCUCCGCCAGCAUGAGAUUUUAUGUGGAAUUCCCAGCACAGUCGCACACACAGCACUGGCGACGUCCAUGAAACCUAUUUGUGCUGCAAGAGUAUUAGGCGAAGGACUCAGAAAGGUGAGACAGAAAGGCUAGUCUUUUCAAAUGCGGCGAUCUACGAAAUGAAGUAUGUCUUUGACAAUGUCCCUGAACGUGCGAUCUGCUGUAGUUGAAGACAU